Molecule: messenger RNA, 687 nt
Organism: Purpureocillium takamizusanense
Lineage: Eukaryota; Fungi; Ascomycota; Sordariomycetes; Hypocreales; Ophiocordycipitaceae
Exons: 1
Coding region: 1-687 (228 amino acids)
Source: RefSeq, a predicted model, not a curated record
AUGGCUCCCACCAACUUCAUUCGUCAUACCCUACUGAGCCCCUUGGCUCAGCAGCACUCCGUUCUCUCUCGCCGCGCCGACGCGGUUGCGAAGCCCUGGAAGCCCAUCGUCUUGCCCGGGUCCGACCGCAUCUUCAUUCCUUCGUUCCACGAGAUCACUCGUCGCUCCGAUGGCAGCGAUGGCCCCGACAAGAUGAUUAACCUCAUGCUUGUCAUCCUCGGCCUCGUCUUCUUGGCCCUCAUGCUCGCCUCCCUUCUCUUCCUUGCACAGCGCCGUCGCCGCCUCAUGCGCCAGCGCAUGCAGAGCCUAAACGCCCACAACGAGGUUAAGCAGACGUCCAACCACCGGGGGUUGACCAUCGAGACGUCUCACAACGGCCGCUCGAGCAUACUUUACAUCGGCCGUGACGGACAGCCAAUGCUGCAGAACCCCAACUCUCCGCCACAUUCGCCUGACAACGUCCCCGAAAUCCACAUCACUUUCCCCGAUGAGCAGGACGACCAGGGUCGCUCCCGGACAGGUCGCGUGCUCGUCGUGCGUGUCGGCGACAACGCUACUGUGGGCCUCGAGCCAAUGCAUGAGGAACAGUUGCCGGCGUACGAAAAGGAGGCCAAGGGCCAAUUCCAGUCUAUCGACAUGGACCAGAUUGGCGGUCUGAAGGAGAAGGACCGCAACCUGUUUCAAUGA